GAGGCCGGGCGGUCGCCCAGCCGCGUGCGGGAGCUUGUCGGGUCCCGGAACUGGGGCGGCCCGCGGUUCGCAUGUGGGGCGUCUGGCCGCUGGGACGCAGGACGUCCCGCUCUUCGUGGACCCGGGGCUUGUCCCUGAGGGCCAUGAACUGGAGCGGCAGCGGCUUUCUGGGCAGACCUGUCCCUGUCAUCAGCCGGAAACCCUCACUGGAUAUGAACAGUGUCGUGAUGUUUUGAAUCGAGUCAUGGGUUCCUUGGACCUCAUCCAAAGUAUCGAAGAUGACCCCCUCCUGGACAUCCAGCAUCUCCCCCAUCACUCGUUACAUGCUCAUUUUAGACCCAGAUUCCACCCUCUUCCUACGGUCAUCAUAGCAAACCUUCUCUUACUAAUACAUGUUGUGUUUGUUGUUUUAGCGUUUUUAACAGGCGUGCUUUGUUCUUACCCCAAUCCAAACGAGGACAAGUGCCCAGGAAACUAUACCAACCCACUGAAAGUUCAGACGGUCAUAAUCCUGGGAAAAGUUAUUUUGUGGAUUCUGCAUUUCCUUCUUGAACGAUACAUCCAGUAUCACCACAGCAAAGUAAGAAACAGAGGCUAUAACAAGAUCUACCGGUCGACGAGGCAUCUUAAAAGCCUUGCACUGAUGAUACACUCAACUGGCAACGCGGCGCUCCUCCUCGUCCUCUGCCUGCAGCACUCCUUCCCCGAGCUGGGCAAUCUCUACCUGGACCUCAUUCUGGCCAUCCUGGCCCUGGAGCUGCUCUGUUCCCUGGCGUGUCUGCUCGUGUACACAGUGAAAAUUCGGAAAUUUAAUAAAGCCAAGCCACAGCCUGAUGUACUUGAAGAAGAAAAAAUCUAUGUUUACCCCAGCAAUAUUACCUCGGAGACGGGAUUCAGGACUCUCUCGAGCCUGGAGGAGAUUGUGGAGAAGCAGGGGGACAUCAUCGUGUACCUGAAGCGCCACAACGCGCUGCUCAGCCAGCGGCUCUUGGCUUUCACGUCCUCCGACCCUGGCUCUCAGCCACGUGGGCUUUGACAGCGGUUUCAGACGGACCCACCCCCGACAAGCCAUCUUAGGGAACUGCAGCCUUGCCAAGUGACGUUUUACAGCUUUUGUUGGAAACCUAAAUUGGGUUCUCACCUGUGUGGCUGUAAUAAGUAGGACUCGAGGGUCAUGUGAAAGGCACUUUGGAGAGCCGCGGUAACUCAAGGGGAAUGUCUGUUUUGCACAUUUUGGAAUUAUAUAACUGCCCGGUUUAUCCGAGGCAUAGGUAUAGUUUAAAGUUCUCCUUGACUAACCCUUCUUGCAAACUCAUUGCAACCCUGUAAUAAUUUGGCAUUUUAUGGAAUAAGUCUGACAGGACAACCUGUUUAAAACUGGGCUUUGAGCAAAGAAGUUUUCCCUGCUUUUAAACUGGUCAGAGAAGCCGUUCUUCCUCGUGGUUAGUGUUUUCUUCCCGUGGAGCCUCAUGCAUUUCAUAUGCUUGUGUGGUGUUGGAUGCCUCGGCCCUUGUACCUUUUCUAGAGAAUUUCUUCACUGUAGGACCAAGGUCUCACUGGGGCAUCUACUUUGCAGCUCCUACAGGUUUCCAUUCUCCAGAAAUAAAGUCUGAAGAUGACUUGGACCAGUAUUAGACCAGCCAGUGCAGCUGAACUGCUUAGGGAAGACUGCAGGCUCUCUCUUUAUUUUGGCCCUUCUUGGAGAGGCUGCCAUGUGUUUCAGUAUUGACUGUCAUCAGAUCGGUACGUUCAGUGACAGGAAAGAUGUCUGUGGCUGCAAGUUUGUCUGAAAGAAAAAAAAGAACACCUUUUUCAGUCUUAGAUUAUACUUAAUAAAAAUUAUGAUGGGGAGAAAGUAUCAUAUCAUCUUAUACGUGGAUAUUAAACAUAUCUAAUUCUCCAGAUAAAAUGAAGCAUUUUUAUGAGUAGAUGACAUUUUUCCUGCAGUUUUCCUAGUAUGUCCCUUUAAUUUAUCAGUUUGCUAUUGGAACCUUCACAUGCUGCCUCAGAGAGACUUCAGGCUGAAAGCUAGCACGAGGGAGGGGAUGUUUGUGAUUAUGUAUGCUGCUAUUUUUUUUCUUGUAUUUAGCUGAAUAACCAAUAUUUGAUUUAAAAAUCCUUGAGCUAUACAUAUAUUUGGCAAGGGGUGUAUUCGCUGGGCCAUACCGUACUUUUGAAGGGCGGACAUCUAUCUCCUUCAGAUACAGCCACUGGGAAACAUUCUGCAGGUUUUCUGCUAAGGGCAAGGUGAUUGUGUGUCAUCAAUAACCAAUACCGUCGAGUCCCCAGAAUGACAGUGUUCACAAACUAAAGCCGAAAUUGUGUUUUUAAAGUUCAGAUUGUAUUCAAGUUUCCAGACUUUUCCUCCUUCUCUUCUUUCUUUCCUUUUUAGUAAGCAUAUCUCAAAGCCAUUGCCUCCUGUGGAAAUCUGUCUGUGUUCUGGAAGGGCUUUUGCCUUUAGCUGUUUUCCUUAAAAGGAAAACCCCGUGGUAGAUGAGGAAUUCUCCUUUAUUUUUAAAUUAAAUUUGGAUCUUAUAGUCAAUUUCUAAGGUUUAUGAGAUGAAUUUUGGUUUACGGAGAAAGGUACAAUUUAAAAGUUAGAAUACCCAGGUUCUGCCUGAUGUGACGUCUGUAUAAUCACCACUGCGCUUUCCAAACCCAAUAAUGAACAUUUCAAACAAUAAAAGGAAAUGGAAUUAUGAGAACUAGCAAAAAAGAAUGAGCAGAACUGUUUACAUGUUAAGCGUUCUAUGCACCAGGCAGGUGCUGUGCCAGCACCAUGGGUACAAAAGUUACUAAGACAGACCUAGUUGGUAGCUGACGUUCUAAGGAGAGGACUAAGGUUUCCAGGAUCGGUGGUAAAUGAAAUGAUGGCAGUUAGCCCAGGGUACCACAGGGAUCCGGGUCAGAGAGCUCCCUGAGGGGACAGGCUUUAGGAAUUCCAGGAAAAUGCAUGAGUAAAGAAAAAGGAUGAGCAGCUACAGAUGAUGUCAGCACUGUGUGCAGCUUGAGCCCGAUGUGGGCAGGACAUGGGAGGGGCGGCCAGCGACAGAUUCUGGGGGGCCCUUGAUGCUCCCUGUGCCCAAGGGGUCUGUGCUGGGAUGGGGUUUGCUGAAGGGUUUCAGGCAAGGAAGUGGCAGUGGGUUUUAGUUUCAGGAGGAUCAGGCUGUGCAGCGUGGAAAAGCAGGCAGCAGAGUGACAUGGCCCUGAAAUAGGGCAGGUACAGUCACACUUUAUCAAGGGUGUAUAUGUAUCUAUCUGUGAUAUGUUUCUGUAUUUUUAAUUUGGGGGUUUACUUCAAAUGACAAUAGGAUCAUGACUUACUGAAUGAAUACUAAUGCAGGUGAGCUUUUUUUUUUUCCCCAUACCCUUUGGUCUUUUUAUAAAUCUUUUGUGAUGU
Messenger RNA from Vicugna pacos (alpaca), 3400 nucleotides. It is a transcript of the gene TMEM192, whose product is annotated as transmembrane protein 192. NCBI's taxonomy places the organism in Eukaryota, Metazoa, Chordata, Mammalia, Artiodactyla, Camelidae. The record is from RefSeq and is a predicted model, not a curated record. Gene Ontology annotation, cellular component: lysosomal membrane; late endosome.